Cryptosporidium muris RN66 is the source of this 1239-nucleotide messenger RNA. RefSeq names its product glycerol-3-phosphate dehydrogenase, putative. The record is from RefSeq and is a predicted model, not a curated record. The transcript has a single exon. The coding region runs from base 1 to 1239 and encodes 412 amino acids. Gene Ontology annotation, biological process: carbohydrate metabolic process; glycerol-3-phosphate catabolic process. Lineage: Eukaryota; Apicomplexa; Conoidasida; Eucoccidiorida; Cryptosporidiidae. Gene Ontology annotation, molecular function: glycerol-3-phosphate dehydrogenase [NAD(P)+] activity; protein homodimerization activity; NAD binding. Gene Ontology annotation, cellular component: glycerol-3-phosphate dehydrogenase (FAD) complex; cytosol.
AUGUGUCUAAGGCAACAUUUGAGGUGUAAUUCACUAAAAGUCACCAUAUUUGGGGCUGGUAGUUUUGGUUCUGCUAUAAGCUGUGUUGUGGGUUAUAAUACUCAGCGAACAUUGAUAUUUGAUAAUGAAGUUAAGUUGUGGUUAGUCGAUGAAGAAUUAGAGUCUGGUGAAAUGCUCUCUAAGGUAAUUAAUAGGGAUCAUAUAAAUUCAAAGUAUUUACCAGGCUAUAAUAUGCCUGAGAAUAUUGUAGCUACUACUGAUUUGAGAGAAGCUUGUGAUAAUUGUAAUUUAAUGAUAUUUGUUAUACCAAGUCAAUAUAUUCGUUCUGUAGCACGGCAAAUCAAAGGAUUAGGAAUAAACUUUUCGAAGGCAGUAAAGGCAGUAUCUUUAACUAAAGGAUUUUUAGUUGAAGAUGGACAUCCACAUUUAAUUAGUAAAGUUAUAAAUGAAGAAAUUGGAGUUGAUUGUUGUGUACUUUCUGGUGCAAAUGUAGCAACUGGUUUAGCUGCAAGAGAAUUUGGUGAAGCUACUUUAGCAUGUUCAGAUUAUGAUGAUGCUUAUAUAUGGCAAUAUUUAUUUGAUACUCCUUGGUUUAAAAUAGAUUGUGUUCCAGAUAUAAUAAGCACUGAACUUUUUGGUGGUCUAAAAAAUAUUAUUGCAUUAUUAGUAGGUAUGAUACAAGGGUUAGGAUGUGGAACAAAUACUGUCUCAGCUGUAAUGAGAUUAGGAGUAUUAGAGAUGAUUUUGUAUGGAAGUGUUUUUUUCAAUGUUAGAAGUAAUAUUAUGACUAGAGUAUUUUUUGAAUCUUGUGGCAUUGCAGAUCUUGUAACAACCUGUCUUGGUGGUCGUAAUGUUAGAGGAGGCAAAGCAUUCACUUUAAAUAAUGGUACAAAGAGUUGGAGUGAAAUUGAACAAGAAGUGACAGGUGGUCAACAUUUAGCUGGUUUAUCAACCUUAAGAGAAAUUAAUGAAACUUUAGAAGUACUUAUGCUUGAAGGAAAUAUUGAUGUAGAGAAGCACUUUCCACUAUUUAGACAUUGUUAUAAAAUAGCUUUUACUGGUGAAAAACCAAAAACAUUGUUAGAUGUACUUACUAAAAAUGAUUUAAGGGAAUUAAGAUUUGUUCCUUCUGGAUUAUUGGCAUUAUUAGAUGACUCACCAAACAAUAGUGAAGUUGAAAUUAGACGUUCUAUAAGUCAUGUCGGUGCUCUUGUUUUAUCUAAAACAUCUAGAUCAUAA